Salmo salar (Atlantic salmon) is the source of this 2167-nucleotide messenger RNA. Lineage: Eukaryota; Metazoa; Chordata; Actinopteri; Salmoniformes; Salmonidae. The record is from RefSeq and is a predicted model, not a curated record.
AGGGGAGAACACAGAGCCACCCUGGGGGGAGGGAGAGAGAGAGAGAAAGAGAGAGAGAAAACCAUUAAUACUCUCUCUCUACUAGUCAACACAAAUAAGCAUAGAUUGAUAGCUCUCUGACCAGACAUGGGGAACGUCAGGACCAGCCCAGUCUCUAUGCCAGAGAAUGGAGAUGACACCAACACCAGCUCUGACCCCUUUCUGAGAAACAACGAUACCCUGAGAGUCCUGUCUGACUACCCCUCAGCAGACGUCAGUGAAACCCUGGUAGUCUUGUCUGACUACCCCUCAGCAGACGUCAGCGUGCCUCUCUUCAGGAUAGGAGAGAGACUGAGACUCCUGGCAGAGGAGGGUUACUGGUGGAGGGUUUGUUCUGUCCAAACAGGAUAUGAGAACUACAUCCCCAACAACCAUGUGGCCAAGGUCUAUCACGGCUGGUUGUUUGAAGGGGUGGCCCGACCCAAAGCAGAGGAACUGCUUCGUCUGCCCGGAAACAGAGCUGGCUCCUUCAUGAUAAGAGAAAGUCAAAAAGGAGUGUAUACCCUGUCUGUACGGCACAGGGUUAUGGUACACUAUCGUAUUAUCCGCCUUCCCAACAACUGGUACUAUAUCUCUCCUGGUCUAACCUUCCAGUGUCUAGAGGACCUCGUCAACCACUACUCUGAUUGUGCAGACGGCCUGUGCUGUAUUCUCACCACCCCCUGUCAGACUGUAACCAACGGCAACCUCAACCUGGCCUCCCAGGCACCCCCUGUGGUGAUGCACAACAACUUCGACUGGAAAGACGUCAACAGGUCGGAGCUGACAGACCAGCCUCAUCGUUACCCCGGCAACAGAGACUCUAUGAUCAGCUUUGGCUUGCGGAACACAGUCUCCUCCUACAUGUCUCUGGGGGACACGAGGAAGGAGAGGAAGAGCAGCAGCUGGAGGAGGCAGAAGAGGAGGAGCAGUGUGUGUGUACCUCCCAGUAACGGUCACGGACUCAGCACUACAGCACUGGAGGAGGAAGAGGAGGGGGAGUACGCACAAGCCAUCCACCUGAACUCUUAAGACUGGAUAUGGGCUUAAUGUAUAGAGAGGACAUAUCGUGCUGUAUAGAGAGAACAUAUCGUGCUGUAUAGAGAGGACAUAUCGUAUCGUGCUGUAUAGAGAGGACAUAUCGUGCUCUAUAGAGAGGACAUAUUGUGCUGUAUAGAGAAGACAUAUCGUGCUGUAUAGAGAGGACAUAAUCCAGUUGUAUAGAGAAGACAUAUCGUGCUGUAAAGAGAGGACAUAAUCCUGCUGUAUAGAGAAGACAUAAUCCUGCUGUAUAGAGAGGAUAUAAUCCUGCUGUAUAGAGAGGACAUAAUCCUGCUGUAUAGAGAGGACAUAAUCCUGCUGUAUAGAGAGGAUAUAAUCCUGCUGUAUAGAGAGGACAUAAUCCUGCUGUAUAGAGAGGAUAUAAUCCUGCUGUAUAGAGAGGACAUAAUCCUGCUGUAUAGAGAGGCCAUAGCAUACUGGACUAUGCCGUGAACGUGGAAGUAAAACUGUAAUGACUGUCACACUGCAUGAUCAGUGACAUUCAUACCAUUAAUCACAAGGGUGUUACUGUUUGACAGCCUAAACUAGUUGUAAACAGCUGGAAUGGUUAAGACCGUUACUGUAACAGCAUUAUUUACACACGAGGGCUUAGUAACACAUCCACAAUAGCCCUAUUUCCCAUAUAGCGCACUACAUUUGAUAGGGCUCCGGUCAAAAGCAAUACACUAUAUAGGGAAUAGGGCGCCAUUUGGGACUCUUAGUGAAGGUCAGGGGUCACAGGUCAGCUUACCAUGAGCAGCAUCCUGUUGAAGAGACCACGCGAGGAGGGAGAGGUCAGAUGUAGGCUGGCCACGUCGGCUCCGCUCCGCUCUGCCCCCACCGUCACCAGCCUGGGCUCACCUCCGAACGCCUCAAUGUUCUCCUGGACCCACUUCAGAGCAACUACCUGGUCCUGGAAGCCGGCGUUACCUGGCAGGGCUGUGGAGCCUAGAGGCAUUCAGUUCACACUGCUGUUAUUUCAUGUACCGUGUCAGGAGUCAAAUCCAUUCAAGAGACAUACUUAUAUAACGUAAUAUGUUCUUUGGUUGUGACUUGUGUCAUCAUCUACAUCAUUUCCAAAAUAUACAAAUAACAUGUUUUUAUUCCA